UCAUUUUGUGUCAGUAGUAUUAAAACGGCCGGUGGGUGUCCAACUAAAAUUUCCGCUUAACUUGAAUACAAUUUCCCGUUCUUUAGCGCUUUACUGUGAAAGUGAAAGUGUAGUUGUAGUUAAAAAUAUAUAUUUUGAAAAUAAAAUACAGAAAUGGCUGAACAAAAGAAGGCUCCACUUCUCAAGAAAGAGGAAGAUUACGUGAAAGCAUUGGAUGGUUUCUUCACAAAAGAGGAUCAAGUAGCUUUGUUGCUCGAUUACGAUGGCACAUUGGCUCCCCUUAGCGAAGAGCUCUCCGCCAUGCCAAAAGAUACUGAGAUCAAUAUCAAAAAAUUGGCUGCUAACGACAAAGUUUUCAUGGUUGUCUUCUCCGGCCGUGAUUUAGCUGAAAUUAAGAAUCACUUGAAAUUCCCCAAUGUUACCUAUGCUGGUAAUCAUGGUUUGGAAGUAGAGUACCCAUCGGGCAAGAAAUUCAAGAUUGAAAUGCCAGAAGAACUCUUGAAGAAACAUCAAGAACUUGUCAACGAACUUAAAGAAAAGGUCGUUUUACACGGUGCCUGGGUUGAGGACAAGAAAAUCUCCGUCACCUAUCACUACAAGGGUGUCAAUGACAAAUUGAAGGCCAAGUUGAUCGAAACUGCCAAGGGUCUGAUUCAAGGACAUGGCUUCCAGCUGAUCGAAACCCCAUACGCUUUGGAGGGCAAACCACGCGUCAACUGGGACAAAGGUGAGGGCGCCAAAAUGAUUUUGGAGAAACACUUCGAAGCCGAUUGGGCCAAGAAACUGAAGAUCAUUUACUGUGGUGAUGACACCACCGAUGAGGAUGCCAUCAAGGUACUCCAUGGCUUGGGCAAAACUUUCCGCGUCUCUGAGCUGCCAACACUGAAGACUUAUGCCAAUUAUCAAAUCAAGACCGUCGAGGAAGUUGGCUGGCUACUGAAAGCCAUCCAAUCGGUCUAUGAAGUCAAGAAGAAGUAAAAACUUAAAAUUUGCAAUAAUUUAAAUUCCAAAAACAAAAUAAAUAGUAAACAGAAGAAGGCGCUACUUGUGUAGAGUUUUUAUUUAACAA
Molecule: messenger RNA, 1069 nt
Organism: Zeugodacus cucurbitae (melon fly)
Lineage: Eukaryota; Metazoa; Arthropoda; Insecta; Diptera; Tephritidae
Exons: 4
Coding region: 154-978 (274 amino acids)
Biological process (GO): trehalose biosynthetic process
Molecular function (GO): trehalose-phosphatase activity
Source: RefSeq, a predicted model, not a curated record